Messenger RNA from Gadus chalcogrammus (walleye pollock), 4117 nucleotides. It is a transcript of the gene arl9, whose product is annotated as ADP-ribosylation factor-like 9. The record is from RefSeq and is a predicted model, not a curated record. Gene Ontology annotation, molecular function: GTP binding; GTPase activity. NCBI's taxonomy places the organism in Eukaryota, Metazoa, Chordata, Actinopteri, Gadiformes, Gadidae. The coding region runs from base 172 to 930 and encodes 252 amino acids. The transcript has 4 exons.
UUUUCGCCCGGAAACAUCGUGCGGACAAGUUGUGGCUAACUUCCUGUUUUCGUAAUCCACUUGUGGAGCAGUGUAACAGAUGGUGAGGCAAAGUCGGCAAGGGGUUAAAAUGUGAUCAACGGACGCGUGUGGAAACCAAAUUAAUCGUGUUUGCAAAAAAGAAAAUAUAACAUGUCUGGGUUUAGGGAAGCGGUGUUUGUCGGCACAUCUAUCGCACUUACAGGCGGACUUGGUUAUGUAAUAUGGACGUACCUGAGCUCGGGAUGCAAGCAGCCGAGACAAAAGGAAGAUCCCGGUCUUCAAACGUCAAAGCCUGAAGCAGUAGACCCCAUUGCCAAAACAGAACCCUCCACUGUGACUGCAGAGGCAGGGCAAGCCCAGAAAGCUUCGGUAGCCGAGUCCAAACCGGGCCAGAAGGCUAGUAAUCAGGUCCUGGUACUGGGACUGGACGGGUCCGGGAAGACCAGCCUGCUCCACUGCUUCUCCACGGGCGGUCUGGAACAGGACGUGGUGCCCACCGAGGGCUUCAACGCCGUCUCCAUCAACCGAGAAGACCUGCAGAUCGAGUUCCUCGAGAUCGGAGGAAAGGAGAACUUGCGUCCCUACUGGCAGAAGUACCUGGGCAGGGCGGCGGUGCUGGUGUUCGUGGUGGACUCAUCCCGGGCCGACCUCUUCCCCACGGCCAAGACACACCUGCACGAGCUGGUGGCCCGAGACCCGCUGCUGCCCCUAGUGGUGCUGGCCAACAAACAGGACCUGGCGGGGGCGUGCAGCAUCACAGACCUCCACGAGGCCCUGGAGCUGAGCCGGGUCGGGGACCAGCGGAAGAUGUUCCUCAUCGGGACGUACGUCCAGAAGGGCGAGGCGGAGCUGAACUCCGGGGCCGAGGACGCGCGCGACCUCAUCUUCCAGAUGGUGUGUGGCGUGUGACGGCGCCGGUGGUUUGGUACCGGGAUUUUGUCCUAAGGGCGCCGUUUACGAUUGUGUGUUUCUUUUGUUGCUUUGUUAUCCGCAGUUUAUUUUGCACUGGUUAGUUGUCUUUUGUGUCAUUUGUUUUUCGCCCAGGUGGCUCAGGCUGUGGCAUUUCAGUUGAAUACAUGGAAUCAGAUGAGACACAAUCAAAGACCGGCACAUACAAACACCAAUGUUUCUUGUUUUAAACUACUUGACUGUAUUUGCGUUUGUUUUGUUUUUUACUAGUGUUUAUGAAGGUAGUUCAGGGUUUGGCUUGGUAGAUGUGUACUACUUCACCUCUUUGCGGUUUCUAUGCUUUCCGGCAGACCGAACCAGGUGACAUCACUUCACUAUUGACCUUGUAAAGUAAUUUUGCUCUGGGAAAAGUGUGUCAUUGUCACCAGAGGUUUAUUAUUACUUUUUAUUUAUAAAAGGCAUCGCAAAUAUUUUGGGGAAAAUAAUUUAACUGACUUCUUUAUAAUUUGAGCUGAACAUGUGGAUUGUGGAUAAGAGAGCUUUUAUUGUAAAACACUCAACACUAGCGGCGCCAAAGAAUUAUGAUUGUGGGAGGUAAUGGGGGGAGGGGGGUAGAUUGUUUAUAGCAGGUGCUAAUAUAUUUUGCGGCAAACAAAUAAUACUAAAAACUACAAUACGAUACGAAUCAACCAAUCAAAUCACAAGCAGCAACGGUCAUCAUUUACAAAUGAAAAAUAUGACUUCAUAGUCAGAAUUGUUACAUAUAGGGCAGUCCGAUAUCUUCAUGUAUAUAUAUUAUAUUAUAUAAGUGCCGCAACGGAUCCUGGGAGUUGUGUGUGGUGUGUUUACAUACAGGAUACUCGCAGGGUCGUUCAGAGUGGGGGCCACGAGAGUUCAAACUCCUGUAACUUGGGCACCCGUCUGGUCAUUCAUGUGCUGCUCCCCACAUUAUUUAAAGACGUUCAUAUUUUCGUCACAAAAUUACUGAGGUUUUUUGGAGGGGGGGGUUUGAGGGGUUCAGCCUUUAUGAGGGGGAGCUUAAGCCCCCGCUAGCCCCCCCCCCUCCCACCGCGCUGCCGCUGAACACCAGCAAAGUCUUAAAUUGAAAGUACAAACCAUGAAUACCUGAUAAUGAUAUACAUAUUAUAUGCAUAUCAUAGACUGUAUAUUAAUUUGAAAUGAGAAACUACAUUUUAUGUAUUUUUAUAGCAAAACAUAGUUGAGCCAAAGUUACAGACUUCAUAUGGUUUACUCACCAAAUAGAAAAGGUCAUAUUGAGUGUCACGUUUUUAAACAGGUGUUUCUACUUAUUGUGUCUUUUCAAUUCUUAUCAUUGGCAUUUGAAAUGAUCAUAUUUGUAAAAUGAAAAUGGCUUUUAUUUUGGUAAGAUUGAGGUUAAACACAAGUUCAGCCUUUUUAAACGCAUAUCUUCCUCAUAUACCAGCUUUGUAAAUGUCAGGAGUUUGAUUGUUGUGGUAUAAUUUCAUUGAAUAUAUAUUAAAAAAAAGUGUAGACCCCAAUGUUAUGUAUAAUUCCCAAACAAACUUUAAAGAACAAAUCAACUGUAUAACUUAACGGGUUAAAUUAUCAACCCACAGUUUUAGCAUAUCAGUAAUGUAUUUUUUUACUAAAAUAAAAGGCUGAAGACACUAGGUUGAAUGUGUUGUAUGUAUUCUAACCUUACAGUAUAGUCGCAACUCGUCCACCUCCGCCUGUUCCAACUGUCCAACUGUUAGGGCCUGUAAGUUUGAAGUUCAAGUAGGCCAUUUUGAGUAACCAAACAAAGAUAUCCCAGCCCUGACUUCAGGUCUCCCUCCAAUCAGUCCCCUUGUAGAGCGCAUCAGUCACUAUUUGAACAGCUCUGGUUACCUAAGUAAAUGUCCCAUUCAUUUUCUCCAUUGAUAUUUCAGAAAAAUCGUUCUAAAGAGUUUUAAGCCUGUAACCAGGUCAAUCAUCAAUCUGGUUAGUCAUGACCAUUCAACAUUUGAUCCGGGCAAAAUAAAAAAUGGAAAACGGAAAAAAGGCAAAGGUACAACUUGUACCUUUGUUCUUGUAGGCCUACAGUCUUUUACCAUACAAAACUACGUUGGACACAGCUGGUCCCUACUGCAGGCAGUAAUUUGGAGAAAAAAAUCCAUCUGUGUGUACUUCAACCUCUGCGAAACUGGCUGGAAGAUAGUUGAUGGAUAAAUGGUGAAAUUCCCAGAAUAACUUCAGUGUUAAAGGAACACAAAGGAAGGUGGAAUUUUGUUGAAGAAGGGCUGGAGCAGCGAGCAAAGCUAAUCACAGACAUCCUCCCGGGAACGACAUGCCUCUCUUCACUCCUCUCAAAUUUCUAUAGAAGAAAUAACAAUAUAAUCUGAAUGAUUGUUUAUACAUUUACAGUUCUUCUUUAAUACGCAGGUGACUCAAAAGGCCAGACAAACUGUGUCUGAUCCUGUUCAUCCCCUUUUCAACAAAUUCAGCCCCCUGAGACGCUACAGAGCAGCUAAAGCAACCCAGAACGUCUACAAAGUAUUUUAUACCAAAUCCAUUAACUUUUCCAUGGCUGUUGUUGCUGUCUGUACUGUGGAUGUGGAGUUAUUAUUCUAUUGAAUUAAUUGUGAUUUACUGUGAUGUAUUUUAACUAGCCUGAGAAAAUACAUUUCCACAUUUGUAGAUGUGGUGUGGAGUAGUAGUUAUGUAGGACUUCUUGAAAUAUUAGUAGCCUAUAAUGAUUCUAAUAGGCCUACUAUCAUAUAGCCUGAUUUAAUUAGACUAAUAUCUAGAUGCUAAUUGGCACGUUAGUCAUAUUUUUAUCAUAGAAUCGCUCCCUUCUAUAAAAACAUCCACUUGUAAACCCAACCCGACAUGGACGUGUAACUUGAGUUAUCACUUCCCGUCCGACCAGUGGUGAGGGAAUAGGUCGAGAGUCUGUGAGACGCAGCAAGUGGCUUGGGUUUCCGACUCUACUCACGGGUCCACGGCGAGGGAUUAGUUACCUCAGGCCGACGUUACUGUGACGCUGACAGAAGUAUCGGUUGUCGACACCAGUUUCUGUCAGCUCGCUUCUCCACUUGAGUCAACAUGGUGUCUGCGUCUGGCAAUGGUAAGUGUUUUCUUUAAGAGCCGAUUGGUCACUUUUUUCUAAGAGGAAGCAACAAAUGUUUCCAUCUGUUUUUUUAGGGAUGCAAGGCACAUUCUCACC